Molecule: messenger RNA, 702 nt
Organism: Halichondria panicea
Lineage: Eukaryota; Metazoa; Porifera; Demospongiae; Suberitida; Halichondriidae
Product: proteasome maturation protein-like
Exons: 6
Coding region: 154-585 (143 amino acids)
Biological process (GO): proteasome assembly
Cellular component (GO): cytoplasm; nucleus
Source: RefSeq, a predicted model, not a curated record
AGAGACCACGCCCCCCCAAAAUAAAUCAAACUUUUGGGGGGUCAACGGUCAAAUUUCAUGUGAUAAGGUUUGGUUGCACGUGGUAUCUCCUCAGCAAGACCUUGUACCUCUUUCUCUUGUCCUCCUCUCUCUAGUGCUGCCUAGAUUCUGAUAAUGGAAACUAUAGGAGCAGUUGGUGUUGAUCCAAAGGGACCUUCGUCAGUAGUGGAAAAGUCCACUGGGGCGUAUGGAGUUCAUGAUACAUUAAGAUAUGGAUUUGCGUCUGCCAAAACUGAUAUAAUUCCUCCACAUCCGUUGGAACAUGCUCAAGCAACGUUUGAGCUGAACCGGGAAGCCGUGCAGUUCCAGACCCUGAGACACACCCAAGGCCUUCAUGCUCCUCUGAAGCUGCAGAUGGAGCGCAAACUAACAUCCAAGAUUCAACGGUUACCACCUUUUGAGAGCUCCAUGAUUGCAUUUGACACACUCACUGGCAAUGACUCAUGCCUUCCCCUCACGGACGUACUUGGAGGUGAAUGUGACAUUUCCUUGAACGUGGACACACAUGUGAUUAUGGAGAGGAGAUUGAAGUUCGACAAGUUUUAAUAUCAGACAAUGAACUUAUGUAUGUUAAUGCAACUAUGUUAUCAAUAUAAGGUUCUUAUAAUAAUAAUAAUUAUUGACAUUGAAAUAAAUCUUUUGCAUAAAUGUAAACGAUGUGAA